AGAAUUCCUUCCUUCUCCAGGUUCGCUCUACAAUCUUGAACAAAUCAGCGCCCAUAAAUCCACGACAACCAAAACAUCUCAUUCUCAAACAUUCUCGCACGAACAAAAAACGCACGUAAGUAUAUACGUAUUAUAUGCAUUGAAUCGUAACACCUACAUAGCUUGCUAUUGCAUCGAUCAAUAUACUAUUUUGCCAGAGCACAUACUUCAGAGAUGGGAAAUUGUACCUCAUAUGGGAGGAGGGGGUCCAUGAGGACGGCCAAACUGAUUCUGCUAGAUGGUAAACUCGAAGAAUUCUCCUGUCCUAUGAAGGUCUCGAAUUUGCCAAAGAGAAAUCUUGAUUUCUUCAUAUGCAACGCUGACGAAAUGGAAUUUGAUGGCCUAGUUUCAGCUGUAAACGGGGAUGAGGAGCUGCAGCCGGGCCAGCUUUACUUUGAGCUGCCCUUGAUAUUUCUGACGCACCGGCUUCAAGCCGAGGAUAUGGCUUCUCUGGCUGUUAAAGCGAGCGUAGCUCUGAGUAUGAGAAGCGAACAGCAAAUGGACAAGUAUUGUUAUAGACCUAGAAGGGUUGCUGUUGAGGAUCCGCUAGCGUUCUUCCAUGAAGAAAAUGUGAAGGUGAGGUCAACAACGACUCCCCAGGCUGAUUACUGCGAUUUGAGGUUGGUAAAGAGGGGAGGACCACCGGCUGUAGACGGAGGAGCAGGCAAAUCGAAAGUGAGCAAGUUUGCUGCAACGUUGAGUGUGAUACUUGAAGCGGAAGAGUAAUAAGGACUCCCAGGACUCUGAAAAAACACUGGAGAGAUCAGCUGGUUCCGGCAUUUGGUCUCUUGUUAAUCUGUUAUGCCCAUUUUCUCUAGCAGCUGCUAGUUAUCUGUUUGUGCUAGUCCUUCUUCUCAAAGUAGUUUUGAAGCUCUGUUCUUUGAAAAAGGUCAGGCUUCACGCGCAUCUUCAUGAAAGCUAAUCUUGUGAAUUGCAUAUGGAAUUCAAUUUGCAUUUGUACUU
Molecule: messenger RNA, 1002 nt
Organism: Coffea arabica (coffee)
Lineage: Eukaryota; Viridiplantae; Streptophyta; Magnoliopsida; Gentianales; Rubiaceae
Source: RefSeq, a predicted model, not a curated record